Molecule: messenger RNA, 789 nt
Organism: Entamoeba invadens IP1
Lineage: Eukaryota; Evosea; Mastigamoebida; Endamoebidae
Product: multidrug resistance-associated protein, putative
Exons: 1
Coding region: 1-789 (262 amino acids)
Biological process (GO): transmembrane transport
Cellular component (GO): membrane
Molecular function (GO): ATP binding; ATP hydrolysis activity; ATPase-coupled transmembrane transporter activity
Source: RefSeq, a predicted model, not a curated record
AUGAUUGAUGGAGUAGAUAUAGCUACUGUACCUCUUAAUAUACUAAGAAAGAAGAUAUGCAUUUUACCACAAGAAGCCACUCUAUUCAGUGGUACAAUAAGGGAGAAUUUGGACCCGAAAGAAAAGAAGAGUGACGAGGAGAUGAAAAGUGUACUUCAGUUGGUGAAUUCUUCAUACACAUUAGACGAUGCGGUCAUUGACGGAGGUGAUAAUUUCUCUCUUGGAGAAAAACAGUUGAUUUGCAUUGCACGUGCACUUUUAAAAGGUUCUAAAAUAUUAAUUAUGGACGAGGCAACUGCUAACAUCGAUAUACAAACAGAUAAAGUUAUUCAAGAAAUGGUGAGAAAGAAUUUUGACAAUGUUACUGUUGUUACUGUGGCACAUAGACUCCAGACUAUAAUGGAUGCAAACAAAGUGUUUGUCUUUGAUAAAGGAAGACUUGCAGAGAACGGACAACCACUUUCUUUGAUCAAAACAGAAAGUUCAAUAUUCAAUAAACUUGUCCAACAAUCUGGUUGUGCAGAAGAGCUCAGAAGAAUGGCUAAGAAGAAAACACUUAUUAUGUCAAGUUCUUCAUCUAAAUCGAAGUCUAACUCGAGUUCAAACUCGGAGGAACAAAACAAAACUCCAACACCUAAAGUAGAAGUUAAUUUGUUGACAAGCCAAGAUUCAAAUAGAGCUUCUCCAAUUGUUUUCCAAAAAACUGCAGACAGAGAAAACAGCAAACAAAAGUUAUUGGCUUCACCAAAGAUUGGAGACAAAGCGAGUUCAGAAUCUUCCUCAGACUGA